UUGCGAAUCGUAGUAGCACAGGACUUCGGAAUCAUUUCCUUCAUCUAAAUGUGAAGUACAAAUAGUUGGUGUAAUAUAAACUGGAUUAAGAAAAAGGAAAAAAAGGUGCAGAACACGUAAGGUUAUCUAAAUUCGUUGUUGAAGCACCAUGGCUCAUCCAACAAUUCGAUUUCAUUCGGAGCAACAAACCAAUGAACUGUUUUCGGAACCAAUUCACUUUCCAUUAGUUAUCGGCACCGAGCAAUUCAUCGUUACACAGCAAGACGAGCGGAUCAUCUGCGAUCGAAGAAACUGGUUCCUAACCAAAUGGCAGGCAGCGGUGGCCGUGCCCCAAACCCAAGCGCCAACGGCAGUCGACGGAAAUCAACAGGUGCUUUGCAACGAGAUUCGAAAUAUCAACGCACAAAACAAUCGGAAAUCGUGUGUUUUCUGCUUCCAUUACGAUAAGCAAACCACCACCGAUGAUCUGCCUUACUAUCAGAGGUUGGACGAACUGAGCCGGCCGGAAGUAAAGAUAGUAAAGCACGUCCAUUUUCACGUCGAGCCUACCACCAAAAAUAAGGCGGUCAAUACGAUUUGGGAAUGGCCUGUUCCGAUGGAUUGGGACGAUACUUCUUCAAGUGGCGAAGAAACAUCCUAG
This is a messenger RNA of Anopheles aquasalis, 640 nucleotides long. RefSeq lists its product as uncharacterized. The record is from RefSeq and is a predicted model, not a curated record. Lineage: Eukaryota; Metazoa; Arthropoda; Insecta; Diptera; Culicidae.